Molecule: messenger RNA, 3153 nt
Organism: Symbiodinium sp. CCMP2456
Lineage: Eukaryota; Dinophyceae; Suessiales; Symbiodiniaceae
Source: the annotation of a GenBank genome assembly
AUGGCCUUAAGGCAAAGUAUUGCGGAUCCUAGCCCAAAUCUUUUCAGGCCAUGUUCCAACUUUCUGGGGUGCACAGUAAGUCCUAGGCGAGACCCAUUCAAGGGGACCCUUCAUAACUCUACGUAUGGCGCUCUUAGAAGGGACCUUUUGAGAGGGUCUAUAUCUCCAAGGGUCCCCAAUCCUAAGUCUAGUAAGCUUCAGCCCUUACCUCCGGCAUCGCCAGCCAAAGUUCCUGAAAGGUAUGCCUCCGGUGAGGACAUCCUCCCGUUUCCGGAGAUCAAGUGCAAUGAGAUUCUCACAAACCCAUUCUUGAGCCAGGUGGACAACAGGACGUUCGUCGAGCUGAUUAUGGGCGGCAACAACGACACAUCGGAGAGACUAGUCAGUGAGAGCAUGGACUAUAUCGUGAAGAUCUUGCGGACGCCAGACAUGACGCAGACCGAAUCCGGCAUCAUGGCCUUCAACGAGACCCUGGUACGAUGGUACUAUCGGCUGAUGAAGUUGGAGUUCAGCUACUGCUACGAAGCUGCACGAUUCAAGCUGCAGUCACCAAGCGGGCGCGAGUACAAUGCACUGCAGUUUGGCGGAACAAUGGACCUGGUCCAGGAUAUCGACGUUUUCCGCCGCGCAGUCGGUGCACCGAAACUGUCCAUCUAUGGCAUGUCCUACGGCACCGCAGUUGCUGGAGUCUAUGGGACCGUCUUCCCAGAGAACACGCAGCACCUGAUUUUGGAUGGCGUGGUGGACCCUUUUCCCGACGUUCAGCAAAGAGGUGACCUCUUUGCAAAAGGCAUCACCGCAACUUUCAAUGGUUUCGUCAAAGCAUGCGACCAGACCAUCCAACUGAAUCUAAGCAAAGACGAGAUCUGUCCAGCAGCGCCACUGUCCGAAACGAAGGCGAUUAAAAUGAUUCAAGAUUCAAGCCAGCCCUUCCGAGCAGCACUCCUUUACCUACUUGCAGACCUUGCCAUCUUUCAGAAAGGCGGUGACGAGAACAUCGAAGCAGUGGCGGCGUUGUUCCUGGCUUGCGUUGAAAUGUAUUGGUCCGGAGUGGACUCAGAGGACUGCCCCGCUUUGCUUGAGUACCUCGUACCGUCGGACGACGCACCAAUCAUACUCAACGAGGACCUGUUUGACUUUGGAAUGCAGGCCAUGGUGAUGGGCACCGACACUGCCGGCAGGCUGAACGAGGAAGCCAUGAUCCAGUGGUGGAAGGAAUCAAUGGCGAAGCAGCCAAUCGGCACGCCAUGGGCCUUGACGUGGGUAGUUGGCAUUAGCACUUGGCCUGCCGAUGCACGGCCUGUGCCACCCCUCGGCAAUGGCCAGGUGAGUCCUGUGAUCAUUGGGAACUUGCAUGAUCCGAACACUGCUUACACCAGUGCUCAGUUAGCUCGGAGCGCCUUUCCUCGGGGUCAUCUUGUGACCUACCAAGGCUACGGUCACUGCCUCGACAAGUCAAAAUUGGCCGGAUUAGGCAAAGAGCUCUACGAUUCCUACCAGCAGGACGUGGCCAACCACCAUCUUUCGACCUACUCGAACCAAAUGGCACUCUAUGCUUGCUCAUCGCGCAUCUUGAACUACAUCGCUACCGGGGAGCAGCCCCUCGAUGGGCACACCUGCCUGGUCCCGCACCCACUUCGCACAGGAAGUGCAAUGGCGAUGAAAGGCAUGGAAGUUCUUUUUGCGUCGUCUUCUGAACAGGAGGAGGAGUACGGCGAGGAGGCGGCCUUGGACAUUGGACCGGUUUCUCAGCAGCUCGUGAGGCCGGCGGCCCUGCCCGCACUGGCCACGAAAAAAACCAGUGCGCAGGAGCCUGCGGAGAUCGUGGCUGAGCCCGUGGCUGCCGAGCCUGGGGAGCCUGUGGCCGCUGAGCCCGCUGUUCAACCCGUGGCGGCUGAGCCUGUGGAGCCUGUGGCCGCUGAGCCUGUUGAGCCUGUAGCUGCCGAGCCCGUGGAGCCUGUGGCUGAGCCUGUGGCUGCCGAGCCUGUGGAGCCUGUGGCGGCUGAGCCCGCUGUUGAACCCGUGGCUGCCGAGCCCGAGCCUGUGGAGCCUGUGACUGAGCCUGUGGUGGCUGAGCCUGAGCCUGUGGCUGAGCCUGUUGAACCCGUGUCUGCGGAGCCUGUGGCCGAGGAAGACAAGGAAAGGGUGCCAGAGGUUCAGCAGCAGGAAACGAUGGACUUUGACGAGGGCGAAAAUGACCCCAAUGCUCCCUGGAAUCACAUGGAGAAGAACCCUCUAGACACUGAGGAAUUCUCGAAUAUCUCCUUGGACACACUGGAUGAAGAAAUGAAGGAACGCCUUGCGAAAGCGGAGGUGCCUGAUGAUGCGAAGUCCGACAUCGAGGGGACGAAGCCUCCACCGCUUGAGGUUGCCGCAAUGCCAGCCGCAGCCCCAGCCCCAGCCCCAGCUCCAGCCGCGGCCGCAUCCCCAGUGGCCGCCGAAGCAGCCGCUGAGCCCGUGGCGGCUGAGCCUGUGGAGCCUGUAGCUGAGCCUGUUGAACCCAUGGCUGUCGAGCCUGUGGCCGCUGAGCCCGUGGAGCCUGUGGCCGAGCCUGUUGAGCCCGUAGCUGCCGACACUGAACCCGUGGCUGCCGAGCCUGUGGCGGCUGAGCCUGUCCAGCCUGUGGCUGAGCCUGUGGAGCCCGUGGCUGCCGAGCCUGUGGAGCCUGUGGCGGCUGAGCCUGUCGAGCCUGUGACCGAGCCUGUUGAACCCGUGGCUGCCGAGCCUGCUGAGCCUGUGGAGCCCGUCGCUGCCGAGCCUCAGAUUACCGAACCCGUGGCGACCGCUGCCGAGCCUAGGACGGAGCCUGCGGCCCAGCCUCCGACCCAGCUGACAGGUGCUGAGCUGGCGGCGGAGGAGUCGAUGAAGGAAGAGCCGACCUAUGAGAUGGCAAGUCCCGGCGCAGAGAAGGAAGAGCCCACUUUUGAGAUGGCCGGGUCACAGUCCGAACCGAGCGACGAGGCAAAGACAGAGGCUUACGAGCUGGCCACCGAUGAGAUGAUGCCUGAUGCCCCAGCUCAUGCGGCUGUUAACAGCCACCAAGAGUCGGAGUGGACCACUGAACCCGGUGCUGUGAUGGACAGAGUGUCGGCUCCACAUGCGCCGGUUCCUUCCUGGCCUGAAGCAUCGAAGCCCGUUGCGGCCUUGCGUUAG